Messenger RNA from Cylicocyclus nassatus, 1338 nucleotides. NCBI's taxonomy places the organism in Eukaryota, Metazoa, Nematoda, Chromadorea, Rhabditida, Strongylidae. The record is from the annotation of a GenBank genome assembly.
AUGAGUGCUACGAAGGAAGCUGGCAAUUUAUCGCAAUCCGCUUUAAGCUACCUCCAAUCACUUGGCAAAGCAACAAAAGCUUUGCGCGAAAGCCAGCCAGAAGAUCGGAAGAGCACAAGCGGUCAGCAUGCGUCUAUCGAGUCUCGACUCUCCAGCGGACGCGGCUCUUUGUCUUCGAUGAUCUCACAACUGAGAAACAGAACUAGGCAUGAAUCGACAAUCGAGGAAUCUGAAGACGACAAAGAUAUGUCUGGACAUAGUAGCCGCGACUCUGAUGAAACACCAUCUAUCGAUAGUCAUUCCAGCGCUGAUGGCGAAAGAAUAGUUUUUGACUUCCCCUACGAUACGAAUAAGGAAGAUGACAACGAAAGCGGCGAGCACUCCGAGCAAUUACCAGAUUUGCUGAACAAAAGGAAAAGUAUCCACGACAUCCGCGAAUUACGAUCUUCUAUCGAUCAUUCUCUCAUAAAACCUCCGAAAGUACAGAAACAGAAAACGAAACGAAGUCUUAGCACUAGUUCCAACAAGGAAGACGCUGAUUCUGAGCAUUUGUUGGAAGUGGAAGAAGAACCAAAGGAGAUCAAAGUGAAUCUCAAUCCUGUCAAGAAGAAAAGCCCAUUCCGUCCUGCAGUCGAAAGUGGUAGCGACCUUGAGUCGAUUGAUUUUGAGGAGGAUACAUCACCGGUUAAGACAGUACACUUCAAAGAAGCAAAGCCGGCAACUCCACCUUCAUCUAGUUCACAAACUUCAACGUCUCGUACCUCCAGCUCAUCUCAUUCCACGUCCACUUCAACAUCUAGCAGCUCCAGCUCUUCUUCAAAAUCUAAAAGCAGCUCUGCCUCUACCUCUUCUAAGUCUUCCACGGUGAAGAGUGUAUCACAAAAAUCAUCGACAGAGGAGGAAACGCCACGACCGCAGAGCAAGAAAAAAGAAAGAAGAAGCUCGGAAAGUAGUACACAGGGCAGACGAGGUUCCAAAAGCACAAAAGCGCGAUAUAGCGGCUCUGAUGAUUUCGAAUCCGAUAGCGAGCAAGCUACUAUUGAUGAAAGAAUCGAACAGAAAAGCAGUAAGGAUAAGAAAGAGUCGAAAAAGUGGAUGAGCAAGAAGUUUUGCUCCACAAACCUGCACCACGUUACAAGCGAUGUGCUCAAAACGCAUAUGCAACUUCUGAAAGAUUUCAAUCGCAUGGAAUUCUCCUCAUUGCAAGAGUGGAAUGCCAUUUUGGAUGAUAUACGACGAAAGUACGAAGGUCCGUCCACGAAACGUCUUGAAGAGGUGGUGGAAAAGCGAGUGAAGCGAAUAAGUGGUGACAUGCUGAGGGACGCCUUGCCAUUGUAA